Seminavis robusta is the source of this 3000-nucleotide messenger RNA. Lineage: Eukaryota; Bacillariophyta; Bacillariophyceae; Naviculales; Naviculaceae. The record is from the annotation of a GenBank genome assembly.
AUGACGGCCCCACUAUCAACGUUCAUGACGCAAUUGCUGGACGAGUCUAUAGUUCGUGAAGAAGGGGAGUCGACAAAAGCAACAGCAGCGCUCUACAGUUGCAGCACAGAAUCUACCAGUAGCGGUACGAUCCACCAAGAAUCGAGUACAGUGAUUGUGUCAGAUAGUAGCAUGGAGCAAGAGCAGCAACCGCAAGAGCAACAGUCGCAUCAUUCCAUGCCUCCCUUGUCUCCGGCGUCGUCCUCAGUGGCCGUGGCUCCUCUAACAAGCACAAGUACUUCUAACACAAGCAAGACAUCGAAUCAGAAGCGAACCGCACUUCGCCGAUGCCGUCAGAGUUUCCAUCAGUCAUUGCCUCCUCCUCCCAAGAAAUCUAGUUUGGUGCGCAGCAAAACAGAUCCUUCGAUUGUGUAUGGGAGUGAGUCUUCCUUGUCCACCACCGAACUGACAAAGGCACAAGCACGUAGUGUACAAACACAAACACAAACACAAACACAGACAGGUGUCGAGUUGAGUUCUUCCUUGACCAAUUUCAUGACGCAAUUGCUGCAAGAUUCCGAUCUUUCUUCGGCCUUUAAUCAACAACAACGACAAGAACAAGAAGAUGAGGGACUUUCCAAAGGAGCUGCCAAUGUCUUGGCCACCGCUGUCCACGUCAUGAAACAAGAACGACAGCAUUCCCUACAGUCCUGUUCUUGUGAUGACAACAACAACAAUACUACUACACAACAGCCAAAACAACGACGAUCCAGUGACGACUCUUCAUCAUCAUCCAUGAGGAGUUACCAAAAAGCCGCCAUGGCUUCGUGGGCACGUAUGGACGAUAUUCUCCUAAAACACAAUCAACAUCACAAUCAACAACAAAGCGAUCCUUACUCGCUCGUCAAGACCAUGGCACAAGUGGGAGGGAAUGCCGAUUUGACACGCUUGAAUUUUAUCAAUAAUAAUAACGUUAGCAAACAACAAUCGCUACUCGUCAAAUCCAAUUCCGACACAUCCUUAUCCUUGGCAUCCUUUCAACAACAACAACAACAAACGGCACUCCAAAAAUCAUCCUCUCAAUCUUUGUCACUGACUGGAUUACGACAAGAACUCAAAAAAUCUGCUUCCUUUGGAAAUUUGCGACACGCCAUGACACGCUUGAAAUCCAAUACGAAUUUAUUGGAAGCAGUCUCGGUCGAUUCUAGUUACUAUGAUGACAAUGAUGACGACGACACGGACGAGCGAGAGACAGAUCACGAAGCGAGCAAGACCGAUAUGGAUUCGUCGUCGGCACUGCAUCACUCGACAACUACAAAUGAUCCUACUAGUACAACAAUGAAAUCACCCAGCACUGUUACCAAAAAAAAAGACGACAAACAAAAGGCGAGACGGACACGAUCUAGGGAACAAAAGAAAAAGUCUUUGUCAUCCAAAAAACGAGCCAAAAGUGUCUCCCACAACAACAAAAAAUCAACUUCCAAACCUCCCGUGACGAAACGACCCACAUCCGUCGAUACGGCGACGGGCGGUCGUAGUAGUAGUAGUGGUGUCAGUCCCAGAACACGAUCUGCCUCCACCGGUAGAGGACGAACUCCCAGUGUACGACGACGACAGCAGCCUUCCAAAACGAGUAGUAGCAGCGACAACAACCACAAUAAUAACAAGAAAACCAAGAGAACUUCCAGCAAGAGCCACCAAAAACAACAUUCGUCGUCAUCAUCAAAAUCGAGAACGGCCACACGAAGUCCCAGUAUCAGUCGAAUACAACAACAACAACCCAUAGAAUCACAGCGCAGUCGCAGUCAUAGCAAAACACCCAAACGACGACGAUCCACGGCUGUACAUUCGAAAAUGGACGAAUCGUCGGGAAUGAGAGACAAGAGUCGGUCUAGACGAACCAGGGGGGCUGGGAUGGACGAAUCGUCCAAACGGGAUACGACGAGUAGCAUGAGGGAUCACAGUAUGGGACGAUCCAGUCGUCGGACGUCUACCACCAUGAGAACAACUACGGAUGUACCUUCCACACCACGGGUCAAGAGUCCCAGUACACGAAACAGUCGCAGAGCAUCCAGGACCACCAGCAACAACAACAACAACGAUGAAACAAUUACCAAAACACCCAGUGGACGCACUCAUAAACGAGCAUCGGUGGCGGCCAAUAAUAAAGCACGCAGUCCCAGUGCCACACGGACCCGACGGUACACCGAGUCACCACGGACACCCCGUACGCCCAAGACACCCAAAACACCCAGUGGAAGACGCAAGGAAAAACUCAGUGCCAGGAGCAAAUCCUUUGAUGGACCACAACCCGAUAAUAUCACGGCAACACCCAAAAGUCAACUGCGACGAGCCAAAACCGCCGAACCCAUUCCGGCCACCAGAACGCCAUCGUCCAGUCGCCGACGGAAUAGUAUUGCCAACAACAAUCACAACAAUGCACCACCACAAACACCCUUGUCGCGUCGUCGCAACAGUUUGACGGGAAGUAGUGUCGCCAUCACACCACGCAAUCAUCAUCCGCGCGGUAGUAGUACACCCCGUAUUACGCGUCGUGCGGGUGUGUCCAAACCACCGCGACGACAACAAAGUGAUCCAGCGCCACUACUCGUCCACGCGGGGGUUGCGUUGGCGGAAGAAGCUGCCGCGGCCGCCAAGGAAAUGGAACGACGGCGACUGCGAUCCAAAUCGGUGGGGCAACAACAACAACAACAACAACAACAAAGCAACAGCAAUGCAAAGACGAGUAGUAGUAGUAAUAGUACCGGGAGUUCCUAUCGUCGGGGAAUGCAAAAACGAAGCAACUUUCAAGCCCAACAGGUGUUGCGGCAAGCACUGAUUGAAGAGAUCAAAUCCAAAGAGGAGGAGACAACGACGACAAUAAGCACAGUCAAUAAAAAGCAGCUACUGACAGACGCACCUGUCGACGGUGUCAAGGAGGCGGCGUGGAUUUCCAGGAGAAAAUCUCGUUUGUUUCAUCAACAGACUCCUGGAUUUGAAGUGCCGGGAGUGCAGAGUUAA